AUGGCCCUCCUGCUGCCUCUGCUCAUGGCCCUGGUGCCACUCAGCUGGGGCCCUGCUGGCUCUCUGGGCUGUGUCCUGCCUCACAGCCACGUCCUGGUCAGCAGGAGGAACCUGGAGCUGCUGGGCCAGAUGAGGAGAGUGUCCCCGUUGUCCUGUCUGCGGGACAGAAGAGACUUCGGCUUCCCCUGGGAGGCGGUGGCCGACGGCCAGUUGCAGAAGGCCCCGGCCCUGUCUGCGCUGCACGAGAUGCUCCAGCAGCUCUUGCAGCUCUUGCUGAGAGAGGGCUCGGCGGCCGCCUGGAGCCCGGCCCUCCUGGAGCCGCUGCGCACGGGGCUGCACCGGCAGCUGGAAGACCUGGACUCGUGUUUGGUGCAGCUGAGUGCAGACGAGGGCUCUGCCCCUGGCCUCUGGGGCUCCACCGUGGCCAUGAAGAGGUACUUCCGGGGCAUCGCUCGCUACCUGCGAGAGAAGAAAUACAGCGAGUGUGCGUGGGAGGUGGUCAGAUUGGAAAUCAUGAGAUCCCUGACGCUCUCGGCAGCCUUGCAAGGAAGGUGGAGCAUUAAGGAUGAAGACCUGGAGUCAUCGGGAACUGCACCUCAAUCAGGAACAUGA
Messenger RNA from Sorex araneus (European shrew), 612 nucleotides. RefSeq names its product interferon omega-1-like. The transcript has a single exon. Bases 1 to 612 code for a protein of 203 amino acids. Gene Ontology annotation, molecular function: cytokine activity; type I interferon receptor binding. The record is from RefSeq and is a predicted model, not a curated record. Gene Ontology annotation, cellular component: extracellular region. Gene Ontology annotation, biological process: defense response; cytokine-mediated signaling pathway; adaptive immune response. Lineage: Eukaryota; Metazoa; Chordata; Mammalia; Eulipotyphla; Soricidae.